This is a messenger RNA of Sorex araneus (European shrew), 885 nucleotides long. RefSeq names its product taste receptor type 2 member 14-like. The transcript has a single exon. Gene Ontology annotation, biological process: G protein-coupled receptor signaling pathway; sensory perception of taste; detection of chemical stimulus involved in sensory perception of bitter taste. The record is from RefSeq and is a predicted model, not a curated record. Bases 1 to 885 code for a protein of 294 amino acids. Lineage: Eukaryota; Metazoa; Chordata; Mammalia; Eulipotyphla; Soricidae. Gene Ontology annotation, cellular component: membrane. Gene Ontology annotation, molecular function: bitter taste receptor activity; G protein-coupled receptor activity.
AUGUUAAGUGCCUUGGAGAAUAUCAUUGCUACUUUACUCCAUGUAGAAAUCAUACUUGGUAUUUUGGGGAAUGGAUUUAUAACACUGGUGAACUGCAUUGAUUGGUUUAAGAAGCGAAAGCUCUCCUGGACUGAUGGAAUCCUCACUGCUUUGGCGAUUGCCAGACUUUUUCUUAUUUUGACAAUGAUGGUUCGGUUUAUGAUGGAUUUUUAUGUAGUUUUGCAUCUUAGCAGCCAAAAAAUUAUAUUGAUUACCAUUGCAGUGACCAUUGGCAAUCAUUUUAGUGUCUGGCUUGCUGCAGGCCUCAGUAUCUUUUACUUUUUCAAGAUAGUCAAUUUUUCAAAUCCUGUUUUUAUUUACCUAAAGCACAGAGUUGAAAUGGUGGUUUUGGUAACCAUGCUGGCAGCAUUAGUAUUUUUGCCUUUUAUUCUUGCCAUGACCAGCAGAUAUCUUAGCAUCCGGAUACAGUCAGAUGGAAAAAAUAUGACUUUAAGUUCCAAAUGGAAUGACAAUGAAAAAUUUGUAAAGCUGAUUUUAUUCAUCGUUGAAGCCUUUGUACCAUUUUUCAUAUCCCUGAAGUUUUUACUUCUAUUAGUCUUCUUCCUCUGGAAACAUCUCAUGAAUGUGAAGACCAGCACAACAAAAUUCAGAAAUUCCAGCUUGAAGAUUCACGUAACAGCCCUGAAAAUCAUGACGUCUUUCUUCUUCCUGUUUGCUACUUAUUUCCUGACUUGUCUUGUAACAACUUUCUAUCAUGAGGAGUUGAAGAACAAAUUGGUUCUGAUGUUGGUUCUGACAAUUGCAAAUGCUUGUCCUUCAGUUCACUCGUGGAUCCUGAUUCUGGGGAGCCAUAAGCUAAGAAAGGCUUCUCUUUGCCUGAUGUGA